This is a messenger RNA of Pistacia vera, 1797 nucleotides long. Its product is annotated as pleiotropic drug resistance protein 3-like. The record is from RefSeq and is a predicted model, not a curated record. Gene Ontology annotation, cellular component: membrane. NCBI's taxonomy places the organism in Eukaryota, Viridiplantae, Streptophyta, Magnoliopsida, Sapindales, Anacardiaceae. Bases 1 to 1797 code for a protein of 598 amino acids. The transcript is spliced from 9 exons. Gene Ontology annotation, molecular function: ATP binding; ABC-type transporter activity; ATP hydrolysis activity.
AUGGUCUUACCUUUUCAACCACUAACACUAACAUUUGAGAACAUGAACUACUUUGUCGACACUCCUUUGGAAAUGAGAGAACAAGGAUAUCCUGAAAACAAAGUUCAACUACUUUCUAAUGUUACAGGUGCAUUGAGGCCUAGUGUUCUUACAGCAUUAAUGGGGGUUAGUGGAGCUGGAAAAACCACUCUUCUUGAUGUUCUCGCAGGAAGAAAAACUACUGGCUAUAUUGAGGGGGAAAUUAAAAUUGGCGGGUAUCAAAAGGUUCAAGAAACAUUUGCUAGAAUUUCAGGUUACUGUGAGCAAACUGACAUCCAUUCUCCUCAAAUCACAGUAGGAGAAUCUCUGAUGUUUUCUGCAUGGCUACGGCUGUCUCCUAAGAUUGACUCUAAAACUAAAAUUGCAUUUGUAAAUGAAGUCCUUGAGAUCAUUGAGCUUGAUGAAAUUAAAGAUUCUUUAGUUGGGCUCCCAGGUAAUAGUGGUCUAUCAACUGAGCAACGCAAGCGCCUUACAAUAGCCAUUGAGCUUGUUGCGAAUCCCUCUAUAAUCUUUAUGGAUGAACCAACAACCGGUUUAGACGCACGAGCAGCAGCAAUUGUCAUGCGAGUUGUGAAGAAUAUAGUUGAGACUGGAAGGACAAUUGUAUGCACUAUCCACCAACCAAGUAUUGACAUUUUUGAAGCAUUUGACGAGUUGAUCCUUUUGAAGAGGGCUGGGCGUGUUAUCUACUCUGGAGAAUUGGGAAGGCAUUCAAGAAAGCUUAUAGACUAUUUCCAGGGUAUCGUUGGAGUACCAAAGAUUAAGGAUAAUUAUAAUCCAGCAACAUGGAUAUUAGAACUCACUCCUCCAUCUGUAGAAGCUGAACUUGGUGUAGAUUUUGCUAAAAUAUACAAAGAUUCUGUUCUAAAUGAGAAAAACAAAGAGCUUGUAAGGGAGUCGAGUACCCCGCUUCCUGAUUCAAGAGAUCUACAUUUCCCAACGCGGUUCGCUCAAAACUUCUGGGGGCAAUUCAAGAAUUGCCUAUGGAAACAAUACUUGUCUUACUGGAGAAGUCCUUCAUACAACUUGCGUCGAAUAGUGCACGUAAUGGUAGCAUCUUUUCUUUUUGGUGCACUCUUUUGGAACCAAGGAAGGAAUAUGGUUGACGAGCAGAGUAUCUUCAAUAUAUUUGGUGCAUUUUAUGUUGCAGUGAUAUUCUUAGGCAUGAAUAACUGCUCAACGGUUCUACCAUAUGUUGCAAUGGAACGAACUGUUAUGUAUCGAGAAAAAUUUGCUGGGAUGUACUCGCCAUGGGCUUAUGCCUUUGCACAGGUGGCAGUUGAGAUUCCUUAUAUAUUUUUUGAAGCAUUUGUGUUUGUACUAAUCACCUAUCCGAUGAUGGGAUUUUAUUGGUCGGUGUAUAAGAUUUUCUGGAAUUUUUAUGCCGUUUUCAUGACAAUGUUGUACUUCAAUUAUUUGGGCAUGCUCCUUGUGGCAUUGACACCAAAUGAAUUGGUUGCUUCAAUUCUAUCCUCAGUUUUCUACACCUUAUUCAGUCUGUUUUCCGGAUAUCUCAUGCCUCAACCACACAUUCCGAAGUGGUGGAUUUGGUUGUAUUAUUUAACCCCUAAUUCAUGGACACUGAAUGCUUUGAUCACUUCACAAUAUGGAGAUAUCAACAAGGACAUUAAUGUGUUCGGAGAAACAAGAAGUCUAUCUUUCUUCAUCGAAGAUUAUUUCGGUUUUCACCAUGAUCGAUUACUGGUGUUGUUCUUCUUGCAUUUCCCUUAUUUUUCGCUUCUCUUUUUGCAUAUUUGA